UCUUCUUCUAUAUAUAUAUAUAUAUAUAGAGUGAGAGAGAGAGAGAGAGAGAGAGAGAGAGACCGCAGUUUAGAACUUCUCCACAGAAAUUCCUCUCAAAUAUCUUCUUUACACGUUUUGCUUUAGCUUUACAAGAAACGUCUGGCCAUUAUGCCCAACCAAGUUAUGUUCUUUAGCAAUCUCAGCUCUUGCUUAACGGAGCACUGGGGUGAUUUGCCCUUAAAAGUUGACGACUCCGAGGACAUGAUCAUCUACAACUCCCUCCGUGAUGCCGUUAAUUCUGGAUGGUCUCCGUUAGAUGUUACUGCAACCACGACAACGGUAAAAGCUGAGCCCAGAGAAGAGCUCGAGCUUGAGCGGGAGCCAGCGGCUUCGAAUUGCAUAAGCGAAAGUAUUAAUAAAAAGGAAAAGAUUGUUAAGGGGAGACAUUACAGAGGGGUGAGGCAGAGACCGUGGGGGAAAUUCGCGGCGGAGAUAAGAGACCCGGCAAAGAAUGGCGCCAGACUAUGGCUUGGAACGUAUGAAACGGCUGAGGAAGCGGCUUUGGCUUAUGAUCGAGCCGCUUAUAGGAUUCGUGGGUCAAGGGCUUUGUUGAAUUUUCCUCACCGGGUUGGUAUUAAUGAGCCGGAGCCGGUGAGAGUGACGGCCAAGCGUUCGGGUAAGAAGAGGAAAGGUUUGACGGCUAAUGAAGCCGGACUCACUGUGUUUCAGAUUGGCCUACUGGCGAGUGGCGAGCAAUUGUUGGUCACUUAAUGCUGAGCUGGAAUAGGGUUUUGUUAAUUAACUGUGUAAAUUGAAAAGGUGUACACUGUAAUUGUCGGCAAAGUGUGAAUGUACUACUAUUUUUAUGGAUAAAAAUUAAAAGAGCUUGUUUUUGAUAAAAUAUUAGCAAAUGAAAUUGGCCAUAACCACCCUU
This is a messenger RNA of Pistacia vera, 916 nucleotides long. Its product is annotated as ethylene-responsive transcription factor 2-like. Bases 151 to 753 code for a protein of 200 amino acids. The transcript has a single exon. The record is from RefSeq and is a predicted model, not a curated record. NCBI's taxonomy places the organism in Eukaryota, Viridiplantae, Streptophyta, Magnoliopsida, Sapindales, Anacardiaceae. Gene Ontology annotation, molecular function: DNA binding; DNA-binding transcription factor activity. Gene Ontology annotation, biological process: regulation of DNA-templated transcription; ethylene-activated signaling pathway.